AUGUACUCUCAACACACUGCCGAUGGGCCCCUGUCCCCAGUACUGACUGUCUCUUCCAACGCCGAGGCUACUCUACCACCAAAGACUGUAAUCACAGCCACGCGUUCUCCUUCCCCGCAUGGUGGUGUCGGUGUAUCUACCAGUCAUGAUCAUCCUGUCAACGCCUUGUCGCAGCUACACCGCCAAUACGUCAGUCAAUCUGAAGUAGAAGAUGCUAUUCGACUAGCCAUUCACGUCCAACUGGAGAACGCUCCAUUUCGUCUAAUCAACACCUCUACUGGACGUUUGUGCAAUCAAGAUGCGCAGAUCAACGCAUUUAUGGGAAGUAAAGAGUAUAAAGAGCUUUCACAUUCAUCAGUGAUACACGUGCCAGUCCAAACGCGGCCCAUCAAAGAAGCGGUCGUGCAGUACUUCGAGGGUCAUGUUAUCGCACAGAUGGGAAACCCAGGAGCCAACGCUCUGCUCGCGAUGCGGGGCAUCGUUGGGCGUGGAGCGAUACGUGCUGCAUCGACCGGCUCGACACUGUCGAGCUCAAUGUUUCAGACCACUCCAUGUUCAUCCGGUAUCACUGCUCAGCGCUCAGCACUCACCAUUGUUUACCUAUCGGAUGUUCCUUCAUCAAAGUCGGGCGCGCUCGCAAACAGUGCUUGGAACACGCGAGCAUGGAGUAUUCCAGAACUCCUGGCCCCGAAAGAGCCUGUCAGUAUUAUGGAGGAGCUGGAGCAUUCAACUGGCAUAAAUGCGCAGGCGCUCCUCGCCUUCCGCCCGGGGACGAGAGAUGCCAGAGAGAAACUUCAAUGGGCAUCAAUGCGUGUCACUGCGCGGGAUGAAGACCCUGUUUGGAAUAUUCGGCAUCUACAUUCCUAUAAUCUACGGAGAAGGAAGACACUUCAACAGUUGCCUCCCAGCCAACAUUUCCUCAUACAAGACUCUGCCAUGCAUCCCUGCUCAUUCAUCCAUGCAAUCGGCAUGAUCUCGAGGACUUUACAGACGAGUCGCAGAGCGUAGAUAAUUGGUCUGCUGAGCCUGGAGAUGACGAGCUGGUAACCAGAGGGUUGAGGUUGCUCGUUCGCCUUGUUCGUCCUUUUGGC
This is a messenger RNA of Suillus discolor, 1091 nucleotides long. RefSeq lists its product as uncharacterized. The transcript is spliced from 6 exons. Bases 1 to 1008 code for a protein of 335 amino acids. The record is from RefSeq and is a predicted model, not a curated record. Lineage: Eukaryota; Fungi; Basidiomycota; Agaricomycetes; Boletales; Suillaceae.